GACCAGGAACACACAGGCACGGGCAGUCACCCCUGAUCACGUGGUCGGGUUUCAGCCCACAGCUCCACGUGAUUCAUGUCUACUUCCGUUCCUGGUUUGUUGAAAAUGUUUGUGCAGAGCUUCAGGAUCUGACCAGUGCAGUAAACAUGAUUCUGUCCACAGCAGGGGUUUUAUUCUGCUCUGCACUCAUCCCUCUCACACUCUCCUCAGCUGCUCCGAGCUUCACAGUGGAUUAUAAAAACAACAGCUUCCUGAAGGAUGGAGAAUAUUUCCGCUACAUCUCGGGCAGUAUUCACUACAGCAGGAUCCCCAGGAUCUACUGGAAAGACAGGCUGUUGAAGAUGUUCAUGGCCGGACUCGACACCGUCCAGACGUACGUACCCUGGAACUUCCACGAGGCCGUGCCAGGUGUGUACGACUUCAGCGGAGAUCGAGAUCUGGAGUAUUUCCUCCAGCUGUGUCAGGACAUCAGGCUGCUGGUCAUCCUGAGACCUGGACCUUACAUCUGUGCUGAGUGGGACAUGGGCGGCCUUCCUGCAUGGUUACUAAAGAAGAGAGACAUUGUCCUCCGCUCAUCAGAUCCAGAUUAUUUAGUGGCGGUGGAUAAAUGGAUGGCGAAGUUGUUACCUAUGAUGAAGCGUCACCUUUAUCAGAACGGAGGGCCGAUUAUUACAGUACAGGUGGAGAACGAGUAUGGCAGUUACUUCGCGUGUGAUUUUGAUUACCUGCGUCACCUGGUGAAACUCUUCCGCUAUCACCUGGGGGACCAAGUGGUUCUGUUCAGCACAGACGGAGCCGGACUCGAGUACCUGAAGUGCGGAGCUCUGCAGGGCGUCUACGCCACCGUCGACUUCGGACCUGGUGGAAAUGUGACGGAAUCUUUUGAAGCUCAGAGAUCCGCAGAACCUCGCGGCCCACUGGUGAACUCAGAGUUUUACACUGGCUGGCUGGAUCACUGGGGAGAACCUCACUCUGUCGUUCCUACUGAAUCUGUGGUCAAGACCCUGAUCGAGAUCCUGGAACUGGGUGCAAACGUCAACCUCUACAUGUUUAUUGGAGGAACGAAUUUUGCGUAUUGGAACGGUGCGAAUACGCCGUACGCCCCUCAGCCCACCAGCUACGACUAUGACGCUCCGCUCACGGAGGCCGGAGACCUGACGCCGAAAUACUUCGCCAUCCGUGAUGUCAUCAAAAAGUAUAAGACGAUACCAUCUGGAGUUUUGCCGCCGUCUACGCCCAAGUUUGCGUAUGGAGUCGUGCAGAUGAAGAAACUGACGACUGUAUCAGAAUCUCUGGACAUUCUCUCCAUCUCUGGUCCAGUAAAGUCUCCUUAUCCUCUCACCUUCAUCGAGCUCAAUCAGCACUUCGGCUUUGUUCUUUAUCAGACGUCACUCCCUGUGGACUGUUUAAACCCGACUCCUCUCUCGUCUCCGCUGAACGGAGUUCAUGACCGAGCGUACGUCACUGUAGACGGAGUGGCUGUAGGGAUUCUGGAGAGAGACAAGACUCUCAGUAUUAAUAUAACUGGGAGAGCUGGGAGCACACUGGACGUGUUGGUGGAGAACAUGGGCCGAGUCAAUUACGGCAAAUACAUCAAUGACUUCAAGGGUCUGGUGUCGAACCUCACACUGGGGGCAGAAACUCUGCGGAACUGGACGGUGUUCAGUCUCAGUAUAGACGAGGUGGUGAAGGAGGGGCUGCUGUGGGACAUGGCCUCUCUACAGGGCGCUGACUCCGCCCACUCUGAUGCCCCACCCAACCUGAUGCCCUGUCUGUCUCCGCCUACAUUCUACGGAGGAACGCUGGAGAUUCCUGAUCACAUCCCAGACCUGCCGCAGGACACGUACAUCCAGUUUCCUGACUGGAGCAAGGGUCAGGUGUGGAUCAACGGUGUGAAUGUGGGUCGUUAUUGGCCAUCUCGCGGUCCACAGGUCACUCUGUUCGUUCCUGCGUCUCUCCUCAGCACCGAGUCGCCCAAUAACAUCACACUGCUGGAGCUGGAGGCGUGUCCCUGCAGCCAGGGGCAGUGUGUGGUCCAGUUCACACACACACCAAUUAUCAACUCCACUGUCACACACACCAAACCACACACAAGGGAGAAAACUCUGAACACACACACACACACACACACCUGAACACACAUACAUGCCCUGAACACACACACCUGAACACACAUACAUGCCCUGAACACACACACACACAUGCCCUGAACACACACACCUGAACACACACACAUGCCCUGAACACACACACACACACACCUGAACACACAUACAUGCCCUGAACACACACACACACACAGACCAACACUCCAUGUACACACACAUGCCCUGUACACACACACACACACACACACACACAAACACUCCGUGUACACAAACAUGCCCUGUACACACACACACACACACACACACACAUAGACCAACACUCCAUGUACACACACAUGCCCUGUACACACACACAUACACAAACACUCCGUGUACACACACAUGCCCUAUACACACACACACACACACAUACACAAACACUCCGUGUACACACACAUGCCCUGUACACACACACAAACACACACAUACACAAACACUCCGUGUACACACACAUGCCCUGUACACACACACAAACACACACAUACACAAACACUCCGUGUACACACACAUGCCCUAUACACACACACACACACAUACACAAACACUCCGUGUACACACACAUGCCCUGUACACACACAUACACACACACAUACACAAACACUCCGUGUACACACACAUGCCCUAUACACACACACACACACACAUACACAAACACUCCGUGUACACACACAUGCCCUAUACACACACACACACAUACACAAACACUCCGUGUACACACACAUGCCCUGUACACACACACACACAUACACUCCGUGUACACACACAUGCCCUAUACACACACACACACACACACACAUACACUCCGUGUACACACACAUGCCCUAUACACACACACACACAUACACAAACACUCCGUGUACACACACAUGCCCUGUACACACACACACACACUCUGAACACGCUGUGUGUGUCUGGAGUUUUUGUCACUCAGGGAUUUUAUAAUCAAAACUUUUGCACUUUUCUCAUUGCGGGUAAAUCAGAGUGAAAUCAGACUCUACAGCUUUUAAAUCUUUUCUAGCUUUCAGUUCUGUUUGUAACGAUUUACCUGAAAUGUUUACUGUAAGGAAAUAUUCUGUACUUUGAUUAAAGGAGUAAAUAAUAAAAAAUAAAUUCAUUACGUUUUAA
This is a messenger RNA of Hemibagrus wyckioides, 3272 nucleotides long. It is a transcript of the gene glb1, whose product is annotated as galactosidase, beta 1. NCBI's taxonomy places the organism in Eukaryota, Metazoa, Chordata, Actinopteri, Siluriformes, Bagridae. The record is from RefSeq and is a predicted model, not a curated record. Gene Ontology annotation, cellular component: vacuole. Bases 147 to 2135 code for a protein of 662 amino acids. The transcript has 16 exons. Gene Ontology annotation, molecular function: beta-galactosidase activity. Gene Ontology annotation, biological process: carbohydrate metabolic process.